This is a messenger RNA of Coregonus sp. 'balchen', 7820 nucleotides long. The record is from the annotation of a GenBank genome assembly. Lineage: Eukaryota; Metazoa; Chordata; Actinopteri; Salmoniformes; Salmonidae.
CCAGUUCAUGGGCCAGUUCCAUGACAAGCUGCAUCAGCUCCUGAAGAACCUGCUGCAGCAGUCGGGUGAGACGCGCCACCUGCUGCUCUCCUGGCUGGGUGGCUGCCUGCAGGCCAACGCUGGGCGCACCAAGAUCUGGGCCAACCAGAUGCCUGAGAUCUUCUUCCAGAUGUAUGCCUCAGACGCCUUCUUCCUCAAUCUGGGCGCCGCACUGCUCAAGCUGUGCCAGCCCUUCUGCCGGCCGCGCUCACCCAAGCUACUCACCUUCAACCCUACCUACUGCGCGCUCAAGGAGCUCAGCGAGGAGGAGCGGCGCAACCGCAAUGUGCACGCCAGAGGUGUGUGUGUGUGUGCAUACUUUUAUAUGAGUGCAUGUGUGCGUGCAUGUGUGUCUGGGUCGUUGGAUGUCCUUUUUACAUAGUUGAUUCUCUAUUUUAUGUUAGUAAAUACGAAUCUAUCGUAAUUUUCUCAUUGAUCAUUAGGUCUGGACAAAGAGACGUGUCUCGUCCCCCUCCCCCCCCAGCAGUCGGUGGAGUAUGCCCAGUCAUACAGCCUCCUUACUGAGAACCUCAUCCUCACCCAGAUGACCCUGCACCUGGGCUUCCACAGGUAACUAACUGGCCCUGUUCAGAAGGGUGCAACGUUACAGAUCAUUCAGAUAGAAUAACAAUUAUAGGAUAGAUAUGAUUGUCUUUCACGUAGAAUAGGGAAUCAUGUCAGGUCUAUUCAAUGCAUUUCUAUCUGCAAAUUUGUGAACAUAUCUCCUAACUGAAUAUACCCCUGACCUAGCAAUGCUGUAUCCAUAUGAUGAGCAUUAGUAUGUCAUCUCAGGGUUUUGGGUUUGUGCAUGAAGAAAGUUCUACUUACCAUGUUAGUACACAAUACUUUUGGUGCUGUUUUUUCUGACCCAGAUUAAGCCUGUUUCUUGACACACACGAAAAAACUCAGUGGUUCUCCAUUGAGCAUGGGUUUAAGUCCAGGAGUAUGCUCGAUCUGUGCCCGGCAACCUGGCCCUUGGAGUAGAGUUGUGAUAACGUCUCAGUGUUAUCCUUCAUAACAGCUGAGCCAUAUGUACUAGGGGUGUAACGAUUCGUUUUAACAACGAUUCGAUUUGUAUCACGAUUCGUGGUUGUCGAUACGAUUCAAGGACGAUAUUGGUUCAUUUAGAACGAUACGAUCCGAAACGAUUCAGUGACUUGAAAUCGAUUCAGUAACCUUUUAGCCAAAAAUUCAACCAGUGUGACUGAAAUAAAUACCUGGAUACUGGACAGUGCAGGUGAAGUUUCCUAGAUUCCUGUUUCUUGUAAGGACCGCAAUGGUGGCUUGAUAAUUUCUCGCUCGUCGGCUUCUCCUCUGUCGUCCGCCAUGCUAUGUUUUGUUGUCUUUGCGCCUUUGCGCUGCUGCUGGCGCGGGGCGAUGACGUCACGGAUAGGCAGACUGAAUCGAGUAAUGUUUAAAGCCUUUAUCAUUAAAAGUGCUAAGAAAAAACAUCCAUAUAAAGUCUGACGUGCUUAAAUCCAAUGGGUUAUUUCCUAGUAUCGAUACAAUCGAUUUAUUACAUUUUAAAACGAUGUUAGAUUGAUAUGUUGUCCAAAAGGCCAACUCGCCGAGCACAGAUCGAUGUAGUUGGAUCAUAGGAAUAUAAAUCGAUACAUCGAUGUAGUAGAUGGAUCGUUACACCCCUAAUAUGUACUGUAUCUAACGUUGUGAACUGGACCUCGACAAAUUCCAAUUGUUCGCUGUAACAUAUGGUUAAGAAAGUUUUAUUGUAUUGUGUAUUCUCCUUUCCUCUCCCUAGACUCCAUGAGCAGAUGGUGAAGAUGAACCAGUCGCUCCACCGGCUGCAGGGUACGUGGCGGGAGGCCCAGCUCACGGGCGGCCCGGCGGCCGAGCAGCUCCGCGAGCAGUUUGAGCGCCUAAUGACGGUCUACCUGUCGACCAAGGCAGCAGCCACUCAGCCGGGCAUGCUGCAGUGCUGCCUCAACCUGCAGGCGUCCAGCGCCACACUCCUAGUUCAACUGGGCCUCAGCAACCAGGGGCCCGAGCACAUCCAGCUCUCCUUCCCCCUGCCGCCGCUACACAACAGCCUGCUCUGUCACAUGCCAGGUAGCUGCCCCUCCCUCCCUCUGUCAGUUUACUUUUAAUUUUUUUGCAGGGAGACUUAGUCAGGGCAUUUAACUAAGGUAGGAAAGACAACCAAGUAUCACAGUCAUUGAAGGUAAAACUGUCCGUCAACCUUGCUUGUUUACUUACUUAGUUAGACCAGUCGGCCGAUGAGGAGCAAAGGCCGCCAACAACUCAACUUUUGGCAGUUUUUUCAAUGUUGCGCCAUCAACCAUGACAUCACGUUUUCAGUCAUUUGACAGAUGCUCUUAUGCUGACUUGCAGUCAGUGCGUACAAUAGAGGUGCUAAAUCAGUGGUUUUCAACCGGUGCGCCGUGGCACACUGGUGUGCCUUGAGGAACUCUCAGGUGUGCCGCAAAUGUUUUCCUAAUCUUGAUAAUUGUUUUGAACACUCACUUAUAAACAUGACCUGUGGAAAGGGUGCACCAGUGCCGCUCAGAUAAUGCAUUGAAUGGCACAUGGUUUCAUCUGUAUCGUUGUUUCAAGUCCAGUUCACUCAGGCUGUUGUUACAUUUAUAUCAUUUGAGGGGCACGCAUCACGAGCAAAGUAAUUUGUAUCAUUUUACUUCGCCUGUGAAAACCAUUAGCACAGGCAAGUCUGAUUAGGCUUAGCUGUGCCACAGCCUCUGCCAUAGAAACAAACUGAACAUGGCUUUGUGGCCGUGGUUGCACCUUUUACAAUGUAGAAAACCGCUCGUUAAAAGCUCAAUCCGUUCAAAACGGAGCUACACUUUUUAUUUAUUUCCUGCACAGAUUGCGGGACGCUCUUAAAGUUGUACACACAAAUGAAUCAUCAUUAUUUUUAUUUUUUUAAAUAUUUGUUUUAUCUUUUUAUAUAUUUUUUUGUCAUUUUUAUUUUUUGUCAUUUAGCAGACGCUCUUAUCCAGAGCGACUUACAGGAGCAAUUAGGGUUAAGUGCCUUGCUCAAGGGCACAUCGACAGAUUUUUCACCUAGUCAGCUCGGGGAUUAGAACCUUUCGGUUACUGGCACAACGCUCUUAACCACUAAGCUACCUGCCGCCUAGUAAGGAACUAUGCAAACUAUGAAAAUAGUUCAAAUAAACCCGAUUUAAUCUAUAAAAAAAUGUUUGUGACAGAAAAUAGAUUAUUUGCAGUAAGGAUCAGAUAAGAUGGAGGUCAUUACCACUAAAUUAAUUAAUAUGGACAUUUUAGGUGUGCAACAAUUUUUUAUCCCAUCAAGAUGUGCCACGCUUCAUAAAAGGUUGGGAACCACUGUGCUAAAUAACAGCAAAAUUAAUAAUAAUUUGCACAAGUCCCAAUGACAGUGCUAUAAAAGAGUUGUGAGUGAGAGAAUAACACAUAAGUAGAGAGCAGAGGAGGCUGGUGGGAGUAGCUAUAGUAGGACGGGCUCAUUGUAAUUGCUGGAAUGGAAUUAAUGGAAACAUCAAACACAUGGAAACAACAUGUUUGACUACAUUCCAGCCAUUAAAAAGAGCACAUCCUCCUAUAGCCUCUCCCACCAGCCUCCUCUGGUAGAGAGUGUAUUUAAAGGGUGGCUACUAAGAGGGGUUGGUUAUCAAAAUGAUUAUUGUACGUCUGCAGAGUUCUUUGCAGAGAACUUGGGAGAUUUCUUUGUCUUCCUCCGCCGCUUUGCCGACGAGGUCCUGGAAUCUUCUGCCGAGAGCUUGGAGCAGGUCCUCAACUUCAUCACUGUGUUCAUGGGAAACGUGGAGAGGUAGGGGAGAGAGGGGGAGGACUUGAGUUCACCCACACACACACACACACAGUACCAGGCCACAUGUUUACACCUCUGUGCAUAAUAUUCAUAUAUCCUGGUACAUAUAAAAUCCUGAGGUCUGUUUAUCUCAAUUGUGGAUCCCCAUUGGCUGUUACAACAAUCACUCUUCUGGAUGUGAUAUUCCUAAGGGGUUUAUGCGUCUACCGUUCAGAGUCAUCUGUUUUACUCUUUACCCAUGUACCCAGGAUGAAGAACCCUCAUUUGCGGGCGAAGCUGGCAGAGGUGCUGGAGGCGGUGAUGCCCCACAUGGAACCGGCAUCGUCCGGCACGGCCCAGCCAAUCAUGUUCCAGCGUCAAAGGGUCUUCUGCUCCUACCGCCACGCCCCUCACCUGGCCGAGGCGCUCAUCGCUGUGUUUGUGGACAUUGAGUUCACUGGUGGGUUUAGUGUGUGAGCAAGUGUGUGUGUGUGUGUGUGCGUCUUGCUCGCAUGGGUUUGUGUGUGCUAGAAUCUAAACCUUUGUAAUGAAGCUCAAGUGCAUGCAUGAUGUGACUUGUAUGUUAUUGACUUUUCACCUCAGGUGACCCUCACCAGUUUGAACAGAAGUUCAACUACAGGAGACCUAUGUAUCCCAUCCUCAAGUACAUGUGGGGGAAGGAGAGCUACAGGGAGAGCAUUAAGGCAAGCUUGUUUCCCUUUUUUUCUUAGUUAUUUAGAUGGUAUCACAUGUAGAGUCGUCCUUAUUGAAGACAGCAGAACACACACGGCUAUUGAUUUUCAGUUCUGCACCAAAAUGCUUACGUGGCAUGUUGUUGACUUCAGAGUCUUGCUGUUUAUGCAUCCGAGAACCUCGAGGCCAUGAAUCCUCCACUUUUCCUGCGGUAUCUGAAUCUCCUGAUGAACGACGCCAUCUUCCUGCUCGACGAAGCUAUACAGGUGAGAAACUGUCCGAAUUUAGCUCUCGUUUGAAUGAAAAGGACAUUCCUAGCAUUGACUUAUAUUGACAUAUCCAUCUCAGUAGUGGCUGGUGCCACUUUAAAUCGGCGGACGUGCUCUUUGUAAUGGCUGGAAUGGAAUCAACAAACUGUAUUAAACACAUGGUCCCAGUCUGACCGUUACUAUGAGUCGUGCUCAUCUCACCAGCCUCUACUCAUCAAUCUUUUUUAUACAUUCUUUGGGACAUAAAAGACCAUAAGAACACGAGAAAAUCAGCCCCAAUUGGUUUUCAUUUUGGAAAUCUGGUCCAAAGUAUUCCCACGCAUAAUAGAGAGAUACUGUAUAUGUGAUGGUAUACAAAUGUAAGCAAGGUUUGAAAUGAUUGUUUUAAUAAAAUAUGAUGUCUGUUUGGGCUUCUUGCAGUCAAUUUGCAGUCUACAAAUUAUUUAUAAUUAUGUUCCGGCCGCCUGACCAUCCGCUCAAGAAGAAAUUGGCCCGCGGCUGAAUCUAGCUGAUAUUCCCUGGUUUACAUGAAGAUCCUAAAUUUAAACUGUCAGAUUUUCUCACUACUUCUCUCUGUACUGGUCCUUGUCGUGGUAGUACCUGAGCAAGAUCAAGCUUCUGCAGCUGGAGAAGGACCAUGGCGAGUGGGAGGGCCUGGCUCCUGAUGCCCUCAGGGAGAAGGAGUCCAGUCUGCAGAUGUUGGGACAGCUGGCACGCUUCCAUAACAUCAUGUCCAACGAGACCAUCGGCACUCUGGCUUUCCUCACAUCAGGUUAGUUGGAGAGGGAGGAUGAAUGGAUAACAAUGAAUGGAUAAUGUCUUGGACAUACGUCUCUAUCUAGAGCUACACAAACUAUGGGUGUUUAUGUAUUUUUUUUACAUUUACAUUACAUUUUAGUCAUUUAGCAGAUGCUCUUAUCCAGAGCGACUUACAGUUAGUGAGUGCAUACAUUAUUAUUUUUUAUAUACUGGCCCCCCGUGGGAAGCGAAUCCACAACCCUGGCGUUGCAAACGCCAUGCUCUACCAACUGAGCUACAUCCCUGCCGGCCAUUCCCUCCCCUUCCCUGGACGACGCUGGGCCAAUUGUGCGCCGCCCCAUGGGUCUCCCGGUCGCGGCCGGCUACGACAGAGCCUGGAUUCGAACCAGGAUCUCUAGUGGCACAGCUAGCACUGCGAUGCAGUGCCUUAGACCACUGCGCCACUCGGGAGCAUUUUUAGACAUCAUUGUCCAGUUCAUUGAGUUAGUGAAACCAUAAGCAGAAUUAAGAGAUUGCCCUGUUAAAGGUAAAUGGCAAUACUUUAUAUUUGAUGGCACUGUGUUGUACACUGAGGAUACAAAACAUUAGGAACACCUUUUGCCCUCAGAACAGCCUCAAUUUGUCAGGGCAUGGACUCUACAAGGUGUCUAAAGCGUUCCACAGGGAUGCUGGCCCAUGUUGACUCCAAUGCUUCCCACAGUUGUGUCAAGUUGGAUUGAUGUCCUUUGGGUGGUGGACUAUUAUUGAUACACACGGGAAACUGUUGAGCGUGAAAAACCCAGCAGCGUUGCAGUUCUAGACACAAUCAAACCGGUGCGCCUGGCACCUACUACCAUACCCCAUUCAAAGGCACUUAAAUAUUUUGUCUUGCCCAUUCACCCUUUCAAUGGCACACAUACACAAUCAACUGGAUUCAGUCUGUCAUGGAAAGAGCAGGUGUUCCUAAUGUUUUGUACACUCUGUGUAAAUGAGUAUAUUGAAACUCCUACUCGCUUCUCCCUCUCCAUGAUAUCCCAGAGAUCAAGGGUAUUUUUGUGCACCCUUUCAUGGCCGAGAGGAUCAUCUCCAUGCUCAACCACUUCCUGCAGCACCUGGUCGGCCCCAAGAUGGGCGCCCUGAAGGUGAAAGACUUCAGCGAAUUUGACUUCAAGCCCCAACAACUGGUCUCCGAUAUCUGCACCAUCUACCUUAACCUGGGGUACGUUUCAAAACGACAAUAUUUCAAGGCUAAUACAAGACUCAAAAGUUUUUUGGGUUGAAAUUCGCUUGCUUUUUCCAUCCGUACUUCAGACCUGUAUUUGAAGUCGUUCAAAUAUUUUGAGCGUUUGCCUGGAGUGCCAGGUGGGUGGUGUUUGCAUGUUUUGGAUGGUUCUAUUGUGCCAGGCAAGCACAGUCAAGCAUAACUAAAUUAGUUGAAUGUUUUUUUGAAGUACCAUUUGAAUCCAUGUGUGGCAAAUAUGGUGGCUAUUUGGUUUCUAGCGACUCUAACAAUGUCUGUUUUCUCUUCGGCAGUGAUGAAGAUCAUUUCUGUGCCACUGUCCCAAAAGACGGGCGCUCCUACUCUCCCACGCUCUUCUCUCAGACUGUCCGAGUCCUGAAGAAGAUCAACAAGCCCGGAGAAGUUAUUGUGGGUUUCAGUCUCCUUGCUGACAAAAUAAAGGUUAGAUCUGUAUAAAAUCACCUUAUACUGUACCACUAUGCCCUCUCCAUACCAUAACCCUAAACAAAUAACUACUGCCUGUCUCCUGUCUUAGUCUCAUGCAGACCGGCAGCUGCAGGAUGAGGAAACGUACGCGGACGCCCCAGACGAGUUCCUGGACCCCAUUAUGUCCACGCUGAUGCUCGACCCUGUGCUGCUCCCCUCCUCCAAUGUCACGGUCGAUCGCUCGACCAUAGCACGGCACUUACUCAGGUGAGUGAUUCCCUUAGUAGAAGUAUGUCUACGUGCUGCUGGUUUAUUCCAGGGACCGUAUGCAUCAAGCAUCUCAGAAUAGGAAUGCUGAUCUAAGAUCUGGUCCCCCCCUGUCCAUGUAGUCUUAUUCAUUGUAAUCUAAAAUACAAAGUUGAUCCUAAAGCAGCAGUCUUACUCUGAGCGGCUUGAAACAUGCGGCCCGAGAUCAAGUUUUUUGUACGGUAUUGAGUAUCAAUUCAAAUUUCCCUACAGUGAUCAGACAGACCCGUUCAACCGCAGCCCCCUCACCAUGGACCAGAUCCGGCCCAACGAGGAGCUGAAGCAACAGAUCUUACAGUGGCUGGCCCAGCAUAAGCAGGAUCAGCUGCAGAUGGGCCCUAGUGGCUAG